This is a messenger RNA of Scutellospora calospora, 288 nucleotides long. The record is from the annotation of a GenBank genome assembly. NCBI's taxonomy places the organism in Eukaryota, Fungi, Glomeromycota, Glomeromycetes, Diversisporales, Gigasporaceae.
AUGUCGCAAUUUCCAGGUGGGCAUACCCCUCCUGAAGGUUCUUAUCCACCACAAGCUUAUCCACCACAAGGGCAAUAUGGACAACAAGGUUACUAUCAAGCUACAGAAGGAGAUUCUCAGCCCUUGACAGGUAGUGGUGUGACUUUCGCUGAGUCUGACCGUACUUCAAAACAUUAUGGUAGAGCCCCACUGCGUCAACCACGUCGCUACAAAACUACAAAACGCGUAGAAUUAUAUCAAGGGAACUUAGUAUUAGAUUGUCCUGUACCUACAAAAUUUUUGCAGAUG